Molecule: messenger RNA, 615 nt
Organism: Helianthus annuus (common sunflower)
Lineage: Eukaryota; Viridiplantae; Streptophyta; Magnoliopsida; Asterales; Asteraceae
Exons: 1
Coding region: 1-615 (204 amino acids)
Source: RefSeq, a predicted model, not a curated record
AUGAUUCUUGCUCAAACUAAUCAGGUGGUUCAUACGCAGAUCGUGUAUAAGCUUUACAAGAAGUCGUUGUUUUGCUCUUUCGUAUAUGCGGAAAACCAUUACAAGGAUAGAAGGGAGUUAUGGGAUGAUCUAUGCCAGCACCAGUUGUUUGUGUGUAAUAAACCGUGGACCAUUAUGGGGGACUUUAAUGCUACGUUGGAGAUGGAUGAUACGCUAACGGGCACAUCUUCGAUAAGUAUUGGCACAAGGGAAUUUAAGGAGUGUGUGAAUGCUAUUGAUGUGUUUGAUGUCAAUAGCUCGGGUUUUCAUUACACCUGGACGAACAAACAAAAGAGUGAGAAUGCAAUUUUUAAAAAGAUUGAUAGAGUCCUAGGGAAUGUGCAUUUUAUUGAUCUGUUUCCUGGUGCGGCGGCUCGUUUUUUGCCCUAUCGGGUUUCAGAGCAUACGCCAUGCAUUCUUGUCCUUCCUAAUGUGGAACGGAAUAAACCGAAACCUUUUAAGUUUGUCAAUUUAAUUGCGGAGAAGGGUGGGUUCCUUGAGGAGGUUAAGCGUGUUUGGGAAACCGAUUUUUCGGAUAUGCUAUGUUUAAAGUGGUCAAGAAACUUAGGCUCUUGA